AUGCCUGCAGGUUCCAGCUCAAGGAAGUAUGGCUUCCACGGGCCUCUGAAUCUUGCCAUGGCCACGCUCAAUCACCCAUCUUUUUUGGAAGGUUUUCCCAUCCGACGCCACGGUACCCCACCAACCAAACCCAAAUUCAACACUUUCCUAUUUAAAGGACCUAAGCAAUAUUAUCACACCAUCAUGGACCCCCUUAUCAAGGCAGAGGCAGCUCCCUUGAAGAGUUACUGCGCCAUCGAAGACAUGCUCCACAUCCUAUUUCCCCUAUCUGAACUCUUCCCGUCUAUGCCGGGUGCUCUCCCUCAAGAAAACCCCUUGUUCACUGCCUUCAAAUGCCUUCGACAGGGAGGGCUUUACUCGUCUGAGUCAGGGAAGUGGACUGCUGCAAGUUCCUGCCCGUAUUUGACUAAACCAUGGAGCCCUGGCUCAGAAGGAGAGGUCGCAGAUUUUCUCAACUAUCUGGUUCACAGAGUUGAUCAGCUUGUGGAUUCCGGCACCUUCAAGAGGUCCAGAUGGUGGACUUCUGCGUAUGCUGUCCAAGCAGUCGGUGAUGCUGGUGGAAAGCGCCGCCCAGAUCUUAUAUUCAUAUCCUCCAGUGACACAUCUUAUCCCCCUAAGCUCCCUCCUGCAAGUAUGAGAAAUGCCGACAGUCUUGGCGAGCUCAAGGACCGAGAGGAAAAUAAAGCCUCUUUUGACAAGGUACACAAACAGCUUAUGGGAAGAUUGUCAUUUGUUAGGGCUGCACAAGAUCGACAUAUCUACACUCUAGGUCUUUCUAUACGGGGUUCUUCCUUCACUUUGCUCUACAUGGAUCAGGGUGGCUCAAUCAUUACGUUUGAACUCAAUCUUCACCAGCAACCAACACUUUUUCUUCACCUUCUCCUUGGAUUUUCCCAUGGCUCAGACAAGUGUUUGGGCUAUGAUACUGGGGCUAACCCCAAUUAUGUUCGCGUCAGCGCUUUGGGUCACAAGAUGGCAAUGGCAACCUCUGUUUCAGGCCAAGUUCCUGUGAAAGUCUUACACCGGGAUGGCUCAAUCAGCAACUCCCUUAUCAUGGAUCAAGCACUGUCUGACUGGCCCCCUUUGAAAGCUCCAGAGGGAUGUGCACCUCCCAAUACUCACAUAUGGAGGGGUUUACUUGCAGACUGGGGAUUUGCAGCUGUAUUUGAAGAUACUGAAGAGUUAGCGGAGCAUUCAGACAACUCCAAUGAACAUUCAAAUGAUGUGUCUGAAGAUUCAGACCAGGAUGACCACUAUUUUGGAUUAAAAUCUGGUGAUGUCCAGAAGCUGCAAGAUGUCUAUUCAUCGGAUUCAUUUUUAUGUCAUAAUCAACCUGAGUGGACGUUGGAUGUUGCAGAGGGUACUCUUGAUGAUGUUAUACAACAGUUGAGUAAGGAGGGCUGGCAGGGGACAGAGCCUUUUAUGGCGGUGGAAGUCCAAAAUGCACAGCCUGGUGACUGGAUUCAACACACUGCCCAUCAUGAUCUGGAGUCGUUCUAUUACGUAUUGCUGGCCAUGUGUGUCUUGAUGGUAAAGCCGUAUGAGAUAAAAGAUGCAGAUGCUAAAGAAAAGGACGACAUCAAGAAAUGGCUAAAUCCCGAGUUCACUUCAAUGUUUACCCGCUCUGACGCUGCUUUCCACAAGUAUCAGACCAUCGAAGAUUUCUUGAAAAGAAUGUAUCUGAAUACUUCGCCUUUAUGA
Messenger RNA from Serpula lacrymans var. lacrymans S7.9, 1701 nucleotides. RefSeq lists its product as uncharacterized. The record is from RefSeq and is a predicted model, not a curated record. The coding region runs from base 1 to 1701 and encodes 566 amino acids. NCBI's taxonomy places the organism in Eukaryota, Fungi, Basidiomycota, Agaricomycetes, Boletales, Serpulaceae. The transcript has 8 exons.